Messenger RNA from Penicillium egyptiacum, 1569 nucleotides. Lineage: Eukaryota; Fungi; Ascomycota; Eurotiomycetes; Eurotiales; Aspergillaceae. The record is from the annotation of a GenBank genome assembly.
AUGCAGGACAAUAUUCUGGUCGCGGUCCUUCUGGCGGUGACGUUCGUCACCCCAGCCUUCGCAUGGUUGUUCUACCUUUGGUAUCGAUCACAUGUGGCCCAAAUGCACCGGGAAGGACAAAUCUUCAACGGAAGGAACCGAGAUCGUGCCCAGGCCAACUAUGAGCCCGCCAACGCAGCCCAAUACCCCAUGUUUGGACCCUACUUCACCCCUCGCGGGUGGGUUCGACCAAAGACCCGAGGACUAUCCCAUGUCCUGCGUCCGCCACAGUAUGUUCAUACCCGGCAGCCCGUAUUUACCGGUAACCCGAAUUCUGACCAACAUUCCCAAGGCCCAAACCAAGCGAGCACGCAUAGUCCUCAGCGGGCGAACCAGCAGCCGAACCCAUUAUCCAAGCGGCAGCAAAGGAAACAACGAGCGCUACAAAACAAACAAAGGCAGCAGCAGCAAAGUCAGAAUGAGCCACCGAACAAGCAGAACCGACAAAACCAGCGCAAACAGAAAUGCAAGAACCAAGGCCAGAACCGUCAGAAGUCCCCCAAUGUCCAUUCCCUCAAUGCCCAGGGUGCCCAAGACGAACAAUAUCAUCAAUGGGGAAAUACAGAAGGCCAAAAUGACCAUACCAGCAACCAUGGUGGUGGAGGUGGCUGGGGAAAUGAUGAAAGCCCACAGGAUAAUCAACACAGUGCUGGGCAGAACGAGAAUGACAACGGUUGGGGUAGCAAUUUCAACAAUGACCAAGGGGGGCUGAAAAAUAGUGGAUCAUGUUCCCCACGACGAGGCUCACGAGACAAUCACAAUAGCCCACAGGAAAAGAGCGCUCAAUGGGGGAAUCAACAUCAUGAUGAUCACACACGCAGUGACGGGAGAGGGGGAAGUAAUAAACAGCAGCACCAUCACAAUGGAUGGUCCAACAGUCGCCCUGCGUCCCCAGAUCAAGUGUCAAUAAACGAAGCGGAUUUCGGGGGUGGCUGGGGUCAGAGUAACCAUGGUGGACAGGAAACUAGCUAUCCACGGAGCAAUCAUUCCAACGAAGACCAUAACCGUUACGGUGGAUGGGGAGAUGAUGAUACGAAGAGUUACAAGAAAAACAAAGGCAACCGUCAUGCGUCCCCAGAGCGAAAGUCAAGAAACGAAGCAGACACCGGCGGUGGUUGGGGGCAGAGUUGCAGCGGCACACGGCGAAAUAGCACGUCAUGGAGCGACCAUCCCAACGAAGACCAUAACCGCUACUAUGGAUGGGGAGACGAUGAUACAAAAGGUUACAAGAAAAGAAAAGGUAGCCGCUACGCGUCCUCGGAGCGAAAGUCAAGAGGCCGAUCAAGCCCCAACCGUGACUGGGGCAACUCCUGGGGACAUGCAGAAGGACACCGUGGUGGUAGCAGUCCAACUUGGGGGCAAGAUGGCAAUGUGCACCGAGAAAAAAAGAAGAAAAAGGAGCGCUGGCAGAUUGAAUUGGAGGAGAAUGCGAAGAGGCGUCGUAGUCGAAGCCCCUCGCAGGAACGCUCGGAUGCUGGAUGGGACAAGCGCAGCCAGCGUUCCGGCUGGAAAGAGAUACAGAAAUGGUGA